Molecule: messenger RNA, 510 nt
Organism: Pocillopora meandrina
Lineage: Eukaryota; Metazoa; Cnidaria; Anthozoa; Scleractinia; Pocilloporidae
Source: the annotation of a GenBank genome assembly
AUGAUCUUUAGAGUUGAUAAAAUAUCAUCUAUAGUUCUCGGAAAAGAGAUCGUAAAGCGAUGCGGAACCGAAGGUCAGCAUGGAAAUCUCAGUGAAGAUGACCAGACAACCUUAAAAUUUCUGCGAGCUGCCAUCUCAUUCAUUUCGAACGCAAAUAAAAUGUGCGCUGAUCUAACAAACGCUGCCUUCAUUAUAUCGCAGCCAGGGAAAGAGUUUAUCAUUCAAGCUGGAAAUGGAGAUUGGGAGUUUUUCUUUUCAGAGGACGCAAAAGAUGUUGUACAUGGCCGCUGUGUUCGCAAGGGUCCUAAACGGUUUUCAAGGGGUAUUUGGAAAUUAUUUUACUUCUGUCUAAGAAUUUUCUGGGUGGUUUCAUGGUGGUGCCCGUCACCAAAAACCGCCGUUCGUUUUACCAAUGGUCCGUUAGCGCUGACCUAUGAGGCUCAGGAACCCACGUUCAAGGUUACACUUCCGGAGGUGACGGAAGAAGAAGCUCGUAAAAAUCACUCAUAA